UGAGAUUUAAAAUGUUUAUAAGUUUGGUGAUACUAGUUCUUCAUCUUAAUGGAUUUUCUGGAUUAAAAAGUAAAUAUGGUGAUAGCAGGCCUAAUAUAAUUGUAAUACUAGCAGAUGAUUUAGGUGUAAACGAUGUAUCCUGGAACAAUAAAACAGCUGGAACUCCUUAUCUAGAAAGGCUGGCUAGGAAGGGAGUUAUAUUAGACAACAUGUACACAUUACCUAUCUGUACACCUUCAAGAGCUGCUUUUCUUACAGGAAUAUGUACUGCAAUUUAGAUAUUAUGUUCUGUAAUUUAGAGAAUAUGUCCUGCAAUUCAGAGAAUAUGUACUGUA
Eurytemora carolleeae is the source of this 335-nucleotide messenger RNA. Its product is annotated as arylsulfatase B-like. NCBI's taxonomy places the organism in Eukaryota, Metazoa, Arthropoda, Copepoda, Calanoida, Temoridae. Bases 12 to 278 code for a protein of 88 amino acids. The record is from RefSeq and is a predicted model, not a curated record. The transcript has 4 exons.